CCUCGCAGGAACCGCCCAGGCGCGCUGGGUACCGGCGUUGAGCUCUCGCGAGAGCAGCGGCCGCGGGAUGUGCGGGGGCUGCGUGGGCACGGAGUACCCGGCGCGGGGCACCACUUGCCUGGAAGGCGGCUCCUUCCUGCUCAACUUCGUGGGUUGCGCGCAGUGCGGCCUCCGCGACUUCGUGCUGGUCGCCAACCGCGCCGCCGGCCUGCACGACGGCGAGGAGAUCGUCACCUAUGACCACCUGUGCAAGAACUGCCACCAUGUGAUAGCACACCACGAGUACACCUUCAGUGUUGUGGAUGACUACCAGGAGUACACCAUGCUGUGCCUGCUGUGUGGCCGGGCUGAGGACUCUGUCAGCAUCCUGCCUGAUGACCCGCGCCAAAUGACCCCCCUCUUCUGAAGUGCGAGCUGCCUGGAUGCAAUGGAUGCCCAAAGCCGGAUCCAGCUCCCAUGUACCCUGCAUAUCCUGUAGUGGUCAUUCCCAGCCUGUGUCUGCUCUGCUCCAGCUCUGUGCUGCCCUUGUCACUCACCUGUGCCUGCUGCCCUUGGGAUGUGAACCUGAGCCUCAGGGACAGGGUGGAGUAUCACAACCUCCAUCCCUUGUCUGUUGAAGAGACAAAAGGUGUUGGCGGGGAGCAGGUUGUUGCCCUCAAAUGGUUCAGCAAGGGAUAGCUAUCCCAGAUGCCCAGCCACUUGUGCCUCAGCAGAGGAGGCAGUGUUCGUGUGGGGGGAGCAAUAAAGUAAAUGUGUUGUGA
Molecule: messenger RNA, 761 nt
Organism: Rhea pennata
Lineage: Eukaryota; Metazoa; Chordata; Aves; Rheiformes; Rheidae
Gene: CHURC1
Product: churchill domain containing 1
Exons: 5
Coding region: 68-406 (112 amino acids)
Biological process (GO): multicellular organism development; positive regulation of DNA-templated transcription; fibroblast growth factor receptor signaling pathway
Molecular function (GO): zinc ion binding
Source: RefSeq, a predicted model, not a curated record